Molecule: messenger RNA, 1328 nt
Organism: Rhododendron vialii
Lineage: Eukaryota; Viridiplantae; Streptophyta; Magnoliopsida; Ericales; Ericaceae
Exons: 6
Coding region: 78-1328 (416 amino acids)
Cellular component (GO): endoplasmic reticulum
Molecular function (GO): calcium ion binding
Source: RefSeq, a predicted model, not a curated record
CUGUCCCUAAAUAAAAAAGACAAAUACUUGUAGAGAGAGAGAGAGAGAGAGAGAGAGAGAGAGAGAGAGAGAGAGAGAUGGAGGAGAUGCGCGGGGCAGCUAUGGCAUAUUACGCCAACAUGUCCGAAGACCAACAACAAUCGUUCGAGAGAUUCAACAGCCUAAUGGACGGGAACGGAGACGGGAAAGUGAGGUUCCAAGAGUACUUGGAUUUCAUCAGGAAACAAGGCUACAAUCAAGUGCCAUCGAACCUGUUCAAACUUCUCGACGAAAACAACCGCGGAUAUCUUGAUUUUGAGGAAUGUGUUACUCUCUUCUACAUGAUCACGUGCAAUCGGUUUGUGUUCUGUGGUGGAUAUAACUGUAAGUCCCACUUGUUGGGCCUCCAUUUCGUAUGCGUCGAAUGCUACAGGGUUGGUGAGGGAACAUUCAGCCUGUGUUCUUCUUGUUAUCGUGAUACAAACUUCAACCACGAACACUCCACCUUCUUGGACAACUAUGAUCUCCUCCACACCAAACCAUGGAAGGUACAAAGUUUACAUGGAACUUCUACAAAAAUGGUGGUAUCACAUCCAGAGAAUGGGCAUUCCAACAAGGAUAACAAGCUUGCGAUAACUUCGGGAGCGGUUGGCAGUCGCAAUCUCUAUAAACGUGCCACGAUGGGGGAUUUGGUCACAACUGCCAGACUCUACUACCAUAAAAGCUCAGCGGACAUAAAAAGAGCGGCAUGUGAUUUUUUCAUAUCACUCGACGACAAUGGUGACGGGAAAGUGUGUCUCCAUGGAUUUCUAGGGUUUAUGAGGGACCAAGGCCACGUAAAAAUGGGCAGUAGUCAAUUUUUCAAAGAACUCGACAAGGACAACAACGGAACCCUAGAAUUCAUGGAAGUAAUGGCUCUUUACUACAUAAUCAAAAGUGGGAGGCCCUUUUGUGGCGGGUGUGAUGAGUUCAUCCCGGGCAUGUAUUUCACUUGCUCCAUUUGCUUUAACAAUGGCAACGACUUGUUUUGCGUAUGUCCAAACUGUUUCCAAGGCGAACACUAUCGCCACGAGCAUGCCCAGUUCUUGGAUAACUAUGCUUUGUUGGAAACCAAGAGAAUGCAUGGGAGUAAUGUCACUUAUUCGAAUCAGCACAAGCCAAGUUCAUCUGUUACCAUCACUGAACUUCCCACAUUCCCAACGAAUUAUGUUGUUCCUUAUAAUGCUCCUCCUAACCUGAAAACGAGAGCAUGGGAUCUUACGUUCAGAGUACUUGAGACAACAAUCAACGCAGCAAUCAAAGGAGCAAUCAACGCAGUAGCUGUUGGAAACGGAUGCACCAUUAUGUGA